Molecule: messenger RNA, 3319 nt
Organism: Habropoda laboriosa
Lineage: Eukaryota; Metazoa; Arthropoda; Insecta; Hymenoptera; Apidae
Gene: DNApol-delta
Product: DNA polymerase delta catalytic subunit
Exons: 14
Coding region: 1-3309 (1102 amino acids)
Biological process (GO): DNA-templated DNA replication; base-excision repair, gap-filling; nucleotide-excision repair, DNA gap filling
Cellular component (GO): delta DNA polymerase complex
Molecular function (GO): DNA binding; DNA-directed DNA polymerase activity; nucleotide binding
Source: RefSeq, a predicted model, not a curated record
AUGAACAAGAAGCAAUUUUCGGCACCUUCAGCUGCAAAAAAGGCUAAAUACCGAGAUGACACUGAGGAUAACUACCCUGGUUCUUUUGAAGCAGAAUUGGCUGUUAUGGGUGAAAUAGAAGAUGAAGUUGGGUAUACAUCUCAGAUUGUUGAAGAGUCAACUGAUGUGGUAGUAAAUGAAACACCGAAAGCUGGUCCUGAACAAGAAAACACAUCUUCAAAAUGGAGUAGACUGCCUCCUCCACAGAUAAACCCACAAAAAGAUGCAUUAAUUUUUCAACAAAUAGAAAUUGAUCAUUAUUCAGGUGCACCAUUAUAUGGAAUGCCAGGCAGCAGAAUACCUCCUGUACCCAUAAUGAGAAUGUUUGGUAUUACAGAACGGGGAAAUUCUGUUUGUUGUCAUGUACAUGGAUUCAGUCCAUAUUUAUAUGUUACAGCACCAGAGAAUUUUAAUGAACAUCAUUGUAAACUAUUUAAGAGUGCUUUAGACAAAGCUUUAUUAAAAGACAUGAGAUCGAAUCCAGAAAAUAUUCAGGAAGCUGUUUUGGCCGUCGAGCGAGUAUAUAAGCAAAACAUGUAUGGUUAUGUAGGACAUGGAAAAGAAUUGUUUUUAAAAAUUACUGUAGCACUACCAAGGUUAAUAUCACGCUGCAAAAAGGUAGUUGAAGGGGAAAUAAUUUUGUCUGAAUUCAAUCACAAUUACACAGCUUUUGAAAGCAACAUUGAUUUUGAUAUUAGGUUUAUGGUUGACACUUCAGUUGUUGGAUGUUCAUGGAUUGAAUUACCACCCAAAACUUGGAAACUUCGUGGCCAGCAUGAACACAAUUUACCAUUGACUACAAGGUGUCAGUUGGAAGUAGAUGUUGCAUGGGAUACUUUCAUUGCUCAUGCUCCAGAGGGGGAAUGGUCAAAAAUUGCACCUUUUAGAAUUCUUAGUUUUGAUAUUGAAUGCGCUGGUCGCAAAGGUAUUUUUCCUGAACCAAAUCAUGAUCCUGUUAUACAAAUCGCUAACAUGGUAAUAAGACAAGGAGAACCAGAACCUUUUAUACGAAAUAUUUUUACCUUAAAUACUUGCGCGCCAAUCGUUGGUAGUCAAGUUUUAAGCUUUGAUAAAGAACAAGUAAUGUUAGAGAAAUGGGCUGACUUCGUGAGACAAUUAGAUCCCGAUAUUUUUACAGGAUAUAACAUAAAUAAUUUUGACUUUCCUUAUCUGAUUAAUCGAGCAAAGCAUCUUAACGCGAAGGACUUUUAUUUCCUUAGUCGAAUAAAAAAUGUAAAAUCUGUCAUCAAAACUCAAGUACUUCAAAGUAAACAGAUGGGUAAACGUGAAAUUAAAUCUGUCAAUUUUGAAGGAAGAGUGCCAUUUGAUUUAUUAUUGGUGCUGGUAAGAGAUUACAAGUUAAGAUCGUACACUUUAAAUGCCGUGUCUUACCACUUCCUGCAAGAACAAAAGGAAGACGUUCAUCACAGUAUUAUCACGGAUUUACAAAAUGGUGACGCACAGACUCGCCGAAGACUUGCCGUUUACUGCUUGAAAGAUGCAUACUUACCUCUUAGAUUGUUGGAUAAAUUAAUGUGCAUUUUCAUCUACAUGGAAAUGGCAAGAGUUACUGGAGUUUCUAUAUGCAGCUUAUUAACUAGAGGACAACAAAUAAAAGUUAUUUCACAGUUAUUGAGAAAGACUAAAGAAAAGGAUUAUCUAAUGCCAGUGCAUCGGGGUCAAGCUAGCGAUGAGCAAUUUGAAGGUGCCACAGUUAUAGAGCCAAAGCGCGGAUACUACAGCGAUCCCAUUGCAACUUUGGAUUUCAGUUCUCUGUAUCCUAGUAUUAUCAUGGCACACAAUUUGUGUUACACCACGUUAUUAAAACACGAUAAGCAGGCCAAAAAUAAAGUUAAUCCAGAUGAUAUAACUGUGACUCCAAGUGAUUCAAGGUUUGUUAAAGCCACUAUUAGAAAAGGAGUUCUUCCGGAAAUUUUGGAAAGCCUUCUGUCUGCCAGAAAAGCAGCAAAGACUGAACUAAAAAAUGAGACUGAUCCUUUGAAACAAAAAGUAUUAGAUGGUAGACAGUAUGCCUUGAAAGUGUCAGCUAAUUCUGUGUAUGGUUUCACUGGUGCACAAAUGGGGAAAUUGCCAUGUUUGGAUAUAUGUGCUAGUGUCACUUCGUAUGGACGAACGAUGAUAGAACUAACCAAGCAGGAGGUGGAAGACCAAUUUUGUAUUUCAAAGGGGUAUAAAAAUGAUGCUAUGGUCGUAUAUGGUGAUACAGAUUCUGUUAUGGUUAAGUUUGGCGUUAAAACAGUAGCAGAAGCCAUGGAACUUGGCAGAGAAGCGGCAGAAUAUGUAUCUUCGAAAUUCUUGAAACCCAUCAAGCUGGAAUUUGAAAAAGUAUAUUUCCCAUAUUUGUUAAUUAAUAAAAAACGAUACGCUGGUUUGUAUUUUACUCGCCCAGACAAGUAUGAUAAAAUGGACUGCAAAGGUUUGGAAACUGUGCGAAGAGAUAACUGUCCAUUAGUAGCAAACAUGAUGAAUACCUGUUUGCAGAAAUUACUUAUUGAUCGGGAUCCCAAAGAUGCUCUAAAUUAUGCAAAACAAAUGAUUAGUGAUCUUUUAUGCAAUCGUGUUGACAUUUCUCAAUUAGUGAUCACAAAAGAAUUAACCAAAACUGACUACACAGCGAAACAAGCGCAUGUUGAAUUGGCUGCAAAAAUGAAGAAGCGAGACGCUGGAAAUGCGCCAAAACUUGGCGACAGAGUUCCGUAUGUUUUUAUAUCAGCAGCUAAAGGCACACCGGCUUAUCAGAAAGCAGAAGAUCCAAUCUAUGUGUUAGAAAAUAGUAUUCCUAUUGAUACGAAUUAUUAUUUAGAAAAUCAACUGUCUAAGCCACUUGUUCGUAUUUUUGAGCCAAUUCUUGGCGAUAAGACUGAAUCGCUUUUGUUGAAAGGUGAUCAUACACGCACAAAAUCCGUUGCUACAUCGAAAGUUGGUGCUCUCGCCGCUUUUACACGUAAGAAAGAAGUAUGUUUAGGUUGCAAAGCUGUUCUGACACCGGAAAGGGAAAAGAUGGCUGUAUGUAAAUACUGUGAACCAAGGGAAGCAGAAUUUUAUCAAACUGAAUUAUAUCUUGGUAGAAAAUUGGAAGAAAAAUUCUGUAGAUUGUGGACAGAAUGUCAGAGGUGUCAGGGAAGUCUUCAUCAAGAAGUGUUGUGCACAAGCCGUGACUGUCCAAUAUUUUAUAUGAGAAAGAAAGUACAAUUAGAAUUAGACACACAAAUGAAAAGAAUUGAAAGAUUUGGAAUCCCAGAGUGGUGAAAUUAAGAAA